GCAACAGCGACGACCAUUCAGUUCUGUUUUGAAUUCAAUCGAGUGUUGACUUCACUUUGUUUUUAGUUAAAACGAACACUUUUAAGAAAACGGUUCGAAGGAAAAUAACGAUUUUAUUUUAGAAGAAAAAAAAAGUGAAUUUAGAUUUUGAAUUGAAGUGAAUUAAAUUUGUGAUUUUCGAAAGAAGACAUUCUUAUGCAUCGUGAUUUGGCAUUUGAUAAAUUGGUGAGAAUACGUAUACAAACAUACAAUCACUAUGUGGCAAAUAUACGUACAGUAGUCGUCUAGUGGUGAUAAUUUAAAAUUGUUUUCACCACAAAACGAUUUCAUCAAACAAAUCCAAUUCUACAGUGAAUUAUAUCGCAUUGAUAACAAAUUCACACAUGUAUUCGAUGGUUGAAUGCUAUACGGAUUACUCUGAAAUGGGACAAAUUAAUCAAGAUUACGGGUACAGAGAAAGACUGAUGAAUACAUUUGAAUUAGACCGUGUGUCCAAAGUGAUUGGAUACCAUCCCAGUUACUUGGAGCAUUUUUUGAACAUUCAAAAUUUCAUCAUGUGCGGUGAUGGACCUCUACCCUUUGUUUAUCGACAUUAUUUGGCUAUUAUGGCUGCAGCCCGGCAUAAAUGCACAUAUCUUAUAAAUCUACAUACGAAAGCGUUUCUAGAACAAGGUGGUGAUCGGACUUGGUUGAAUGGUUUAGAUUUUAUUCCGCCAAAACUGAGGUCGAUAUACACAAUCAACAAAAUCUUAGCACAUAGACCUUGGCUGUUGAAGAAAGAGCACAUCGAGGAAUUGACAACUGGAACAAAUAACUGGUCGUUAAGUGAAGUAGUUCAUGCAAUUGUUUUGCUGUCACAUUUUCAUUCGUUAUCGUCGUUUGUAUUCUCAUGUGGUCUUACCCAAGAAUUAGAAAAUACUUCUAGUCAAAAUAGUCGUUCAACUGUGCCACAGCAACACGUGGAAAAGACUGUCGAAUUACCUCAAUUACCUGAAAUAAUCGAAGUUAGUCAUCCGUUGUCGUCAUCACCUAAACAUAGUAACAACAAAUUGGAUGCUAGUAUAGAUCUAGGUGUUGAUGCGUUGAUGGCACGCAUGAAGAAUCUGUCAGAAAGGUCUCCCGAAUGUAACGAAGCCGAACUUUCGAAUCGUUUCAAAAGCGUUGAGCAACAAGCCGUUGAAUUGUCAGCAGCCAAAGCCGAGGCUGUUUUGAAUGUGCCGCAAAAUAUCAGCCAUUUGAUCGACGAUCCAACGUUCACAUAUCAAGACUUUCAACGCCGAGGCGAUACCGUUAGUAUUCCCACAUUUCGCAUACAGGACUAUUCGUGGGAUGACCAUGGAUAUUCGCUGGUCAAUCGGUUAUACAGUGAUGUUGGGAAUUUGCUGGAUGAGAAAUUCCGGGCUGCCUAUAAUUUAACAUAUUUCACAAUGGCCGAUCGAACAAAUGUGGACACAUCAAAGUUUCGCCGUGCCAUAUGGAACUAUAUCCAGUGUAUUUAUGGAAUUAGAUAUGACGACUAUGAUUACGGUGAGGUGAAUCAGUUGCUCGAGAGAUCGUUGAAAAUGUUUAUCAAGACAGCCUGUUGCUUUCCGGAAAGAAUAACCAAGCAGGAAUAUGACAGCAUUUUAGUCCAGUUACAACAUAGCGAAAAGGGCUCAAAUGACAAAACCCAAUUGAUUUAUACGAAAAAGGUACAUGUAAACCUUAUGAUUCUAGAAGCUCGUAAUCAAGCUGAAUUGUUGUACGCUUUGCGUGAAAUCAUGAGAUAUAUGACAUGAUCAUCGGGACUCAGACGUUUGGAUAUAUUUUUGUUCCAUAAUAUAAUCUAUUAAAACGAAGCAGUUAUCACAACACAGCCGAAUAAUUAUAAAUAUCAACAAACUAAAAAGAAGAAGAAAUAAUUUAAGUAAAAUUAAAACAUAUCCGUGAAAUAUAAAUGAAAUAACAAAGAGAAUGUACCACACUAACACGCAUCUUUUUAUGGAAAGAAGAAAUUUUUUAAUUUUGAGUUUUUUCGACAAGUGUUUUGGGUCGAUUAGGACAACGUUUUUUUUUUUAAUUUAUGUAAAUCUAAAACUGCUUUUUUAAGAUAUUUUAUUGUUAAAAUUUAGGAAAGAUUUUUACUUUUCGUUUAUACCCAGAACUGAAUAUUUUUUAUUAUUAGUUUGAGUAUACGUUUCGUUUGUUUGGAAAUAAAUUUUGUAAUUUUUCUCUUCUUUCUUUUUGUUAAAAUUGAUUUUCAAGGAUAUAAAAACCAUAACGUACAUAAAAUCACAAACGUUUUAAGUUUUUCAAAUUUAAAAUUAUUGAAAAUUAUGACGAAAAUUUUUUGUAAAUGAUAAAAAAAGGACAUAAUUUUUACAAAAACAAUGUGAUCUAAUCGUGCCAAAUAAUUAAAAUGAAAAAUUGACUAAGAUGUACAAUAAAGUAAUCAUUGUUGUUAGAUAAAAUUGUAUGUAUAAUAAAUAAGGAAAAAAAAAGAAAUCAAAAUGAAAUAAACGAGAAAAAAA
Messenger RNA from Bradysia coprophila, 2510 nucleotides. RefSeq names its product Sestrin (gene Sesn). Gene Ontology annotation, cellular component: nucleus. Gene Ontology annotation, biological process: cellular response to leucine starvation; regulation of response to reactive oxygen species; positive regulation of macroautophagy. Gene Ontology annotation, molecular function: oxidoreductase activity, acting on peroxide as acceptor; L-leucine binding. Lineage: Eukaryota; Metazoa; Arthropoda; Insecta; Diptera; Sciaridae. The record is from RefSeq and is a predicted model, not a curated record.